Molecule: messenger RNA, 1557 nt
Organism: Botrytis byssoidea
Lineage: Eukaryota; Fungi; Ascomycota; Leotiomycetes; Helotiales; Sclerotiniaceae
Exons: 4
Coding region: 1-1557 (518 amino acids)
Molecular function (GO): oxidoreductase activity, acting on paired donors, with incorporation or reduction of molecular oxygen; iron ion binding; monooxygenase activity
Source: RefSeq, a predicted model, not a curated record
AUGGCUUUGGCUCAGCUUUUAAGUAGAACAUUGAUUUUGUCAUUGAUUUUGAUCAUAGCCGAAGCCACUCGUCGUCUUUAUUUUCAUUCCCUAGCUCAUAUUCCAGGACCCAAACUUGCAGCACUUACCUGGUGGUAUGAAUUCUACUUUGAUGUUAUUCAGCCAGGACAAUACGUCUCUAAGAUACAAGAACUCCAUAAGCAAUAUGGACCUAUCAUUCGAAUCACUCCAGAUGAACUUCAUAUACAGGAUGCUGGCUUUCUAGAUACCAUUUACGCUCCAUCAGCCUCACCCAGAGACAAGUAUGAAUAUCAACUACGAACCCUUAGAAUUCCAGGAGGUGUGGGAACGACAGCUCGUUACGACCUUCACCGAAAGCGACGCGCUGCAUUGAGCCCCUUUUUCAGCAAACGAAAUGUUCUACACCUUGAACCGUUGAUCAACGAGAAGAUGGAACAACUUUGUCAAAUGAUUGAAAAGCAUUUCAAAGAAGAAACGCCCGCUAAUUUAUCAGAUCUAUUCUUUGCUUUCUCCAAUGAUGUCGUCACGAACUUUUUAUUCGCCCAUCAAGUUGAUGUUCUAUCAGAUGAGGCCCAAGCUGCUGUGCUUCGCCAUAAUAGCUAUCAGCUUCUGAUGGGAAUCAAUAUAAAUAAGCAUCUACCUUGGAUUCCGGAUUUUUUAGAAUCCCUCCCAUUAUCAAUAAGCAAACCAAUCAUGCCACCGGGUUUAUUAGAUAUGCAUGCACUUUUUGAUAGAGUCCGCAAUGAGUUGACCAGUAUUAUGAGCGCGAAGUCAUCUGGGGUCAGCAGUGAGAAAGUUUUGGGUCCAACGGAGAAAGAGUCUGUGUUCGCCUCAGUACUUGACAGUAAUAUUUUACCGCCAUCAGAAAAGACUUUGCUUCGUCUUCAACAGGAGGGAUCACUCUCAGUCUUAGCCGGUACAGAAUCACCUGCUCAAACGCUCAAAAUAAUCUUUUAUCAUCUGCUCAAAAAUCCAACCAGAAUCACGAAGCUUCGGACUGAACUUGAUACGGCUCCAACUCCAACUUCCUGGGCAACACUUGAGCACCUCCCAUAUCUAUCAGCGGUUAUUGAAGAAGGAAAUCGUCUAUCUUUCGGUGUCACAGCUAGAACGGCUCGUAUCGCAAAUGAGCAAUUGAUGUAUACUCCUUCCAAAUAUGUGAAAUCGACGAUAAGCAAAGGCAAAUCUUACAAGAUUCCUGCAGGCACACCUAUUAGUAUAACAACUUUGAGCGCCCACACAACCGAGACCGUUUUCCCAAAUCCUUUUGUGUUUAAUCCGGAGCGCUGGCUGGGUGAUGAGGGCCGCGAACGUCGCAAGUAUCAAAUGGCAUUCGGCAAAGGUGGUCGUAUCUGCAUAGGCAUCGAACUUGCUCGCGCAGAACUAUACCUUGUCACAGCUGCUCUGGUCACCAGGUUUGAUAUGAAGCUGUUUGAGACAGACGAUAGUGACGUGGCUUUCAUGUACGACUACCAAGUCACAAUGCCCAAGUUAAAUUCGAAAGGGCUUCGAGUUAUGGCAAAAGCCCUGGCAUGA